Messenger RNA from Pestalotiopsis fici W106-1, 1590 nucleotides. RefSeq lists its product as uncharacterized. The record is from RefSeq and is a predicted model, not a curated record. Gene Ontology annotation, molecular function: carboxylic ester hydrolase activity. Bases 1 to 1590 code for a protein of 529 amino acids. The transcript has a single exon. Lineage: Eukaryota; Fungi; Ascomycota; Sordariomycetes; Amphisphaeriales; Sporocadaceae.
AUGAAACUAAACGUCGCUGUGUUUGCCUCCUUGUAUGCAGUAACGGCAUCCGCUGUCUCAUCAGUAGACAGCCCGACAGCAACAAUCUCGGCCGGGCGGGUCAUCGGAACCAGUACAUCGGUGGGAAAUGGAUCCACGACAGUCAACCAAUUCUUUGGCAUCCCCUAUGCCGAGCCUCCCAUUGGCGACCUGCGUUUCGCGCCGGCCGUGACAUAUGGUGGACAAGGAGAUAUACAGGCCACGGCAUGGCCUAAUGCCUGUAUUCAGCAGGGGUCCGCAGAUUUGCUUACGGAUCAAAGCGAGGACUGUUUGUAUCUCAACGUGUUUGCGCCCUCGGGCCGUGCGCCGGGAUGCGGACGGGCCGUCAUGGUUUGGAUCCACGGCGGCGCAUUGAAGACGGGUUCCAGUGCCAUUGCGGAGUACAACGCGACGCUUCUCGCCGCCAACCAGGAUGUCGUUGUCGUGACCAUCAACUACCGCCUCAGUCUGCUUGGCUUUUCAAACUCGCCGGCCUUGGCGGUGGAGGACCGGAAUGCUGGGUUCUACGAUCAGCGCAUGGCGCUUCAGUGGGUGCAGGACAAUAUCGCAUCUUUUGGAGGCGACCGAAAUAAAGUCACAAUUUUUGGCCAAAGCAGCGGCGGCACCAGUGUCAGUCGCUUGGUCGGAACCAUGGUGGAGAACCCUCCCUUUCGGGCUGCCAUUGUGGAAAGCGGAUGGUAUGACUAUGCCUCCAUCAUGGAUAUAGCCUCGGAUGUUCCCGGCUUGGCGGCUUGGAACUCGAUCGUUGCUCAGCUGAACUGUUCCAGCUCAACCAACAGCACUGUUGCAGAACUCGCGUGUAUGCGUACUGUAGACUCCUCGUCCAUCCAGUCGGCCUUGUCCAACGCGAGCUCCUUGACUUUUACACCAGUGAAUGAUGACGUGACGCAGCUGACCUUUCCCGAGAAAGCUCGCAGAGACGGUCGCAUCGCCAGAGUUCCCAUCUUGACCGGACAGACUGCCAACGAGGGCACCCUGUUCCAAGAUCCAACCAUAACCUCACUCGACGAGUUUGUUGCCGACUAUCCCACCCUGGAUCCCGUCGAGUCUGAUCUUGCUUCUGCCUACCCAACGUCUGACUCUGGGUACGCUUCGCAAUUUGAUGCUGAUGGUGCCAUUGACACGGACGCUGAAUGGACCUGCUCAAUUUCAAGAAUCGCGGGCCUAACCUCGCAGCUGGGCAUACCGUUCUGGAGAUACUACUUUAAUGCAACAUUCCCAAACACCGAGAUUGAAGGUUACGGUGUAUACCACUCGGCCGAACUGCCACUCGUGUUUGGCACUUUUGAAGCCUCGAGUGCGACGUUGGAGGAAGUCGAGCUGAGCACCGUCAUUCAAGGUGCCUGGGCGAGCUUUGCCAAGGAUCCAUGGGGUACGGGACCCGGUUGGCCGAGAAUCGACACGCCAAUGGAUCAUCUUGUAGCGGCGCUAGGAAGUCCAAACAAAAAUGAAACAGGAUGGACCAUGGUUGCAAAUGGUACCAUCGAUAGCAAAUGCUGGAUAUACCAAUCCAUCUAUGACAGCGCUGCGGGCGGAACUCCAUGGUGGUGA